Boeremia exigua is the source of this 1826-nucleotide messenger RNA. Its product is annotated as major facilitator superfamily domain-containing protein. Gene Ontology annotation, molecular function: transmembrane transporter activity. Bases 346 to 1698 code for a protein of 450 amino acids. NCBI's taxonomy places the organism in Eukaryota, Fungi, Ascomycota, Dothideomycetes, Pleosporales, Didymellaceae. Gene Ontology annotation, biological process: transmembrane transport. Gene Ontology annotation, cellular component: fungal-type vacuole membrane. The record is from RefSeq and is a predicted model, not a curated record. The transcript is spliced from 4 exons.
UCUUAUGUAUGCUACUAGCUAGCCCAUAUCUAGGCACAUCAACAACUGUCAAGUAAUGCCAGAGCAUGCUACCUUCGCCAGCUUUCUCCAGCAGCCGUAAUCUGGCUCCAUGCAACAUUGUCGCGGUUUUCACGGCCGUGGAGCAGCCAAUGCCUACCCCGCAAUUGUAGCUCUAGCUGUGGCCUCAAUACUUGUCUGAGCCAAUCAACCUGAAUACCUUGACGAUCAUGCCUUCCUGUGUGCCUCUCUUUCGACGUCAUAGCUCAAACCCUUGACGUUACUCGGCAGCAUAUAAUACUACCAAGCCGGCUGCAACUACCGCGAUGUAGCAGUGUAUCAUCCAGCAUGGCGGAAACACAUCAGGUUAUCGACCUCAACAGACUCCAAAGUGCCGAUCGUGUCGAUGCACACGAGCCAAAUCAAGAGAUAGCUGAGGGGAUCGAACAAGUCUCGCUCCCGCUCACAGACAGAGGCAAAGAAGCGUGGAUGGUGUUGGCGGGAUGCUCAUUGAUUCAAAUUCCGGUCUGGGGCUACUCUCUCGCUUUUGGCGUGUUUCAAGAAUACUAUAGGAGUCAUCCAGAUGAACUCGAGGGUGAUUCGAGCAAUGUCGCGGUGAUUGGCACCACCAUGACUGGUGUAAUGUACCUUAUCUCACCUUUUACAUUUACUAUACUGACCCGAUGGCCACGACUACGCCGCUGGUUUGGCCCGCUUGGUCUUUUCUUUACAUGUGUCGGCUUUCUGCUAUCUUCCUUUGCCACGAAAGUUUGGCAGUUAAUUGCCAUCCAAGGAGUCGUCUGCGCUCUGGGCUGUGGCUUAUUAUUUACUCCCACUACAUUGUACCUCGACGAAUGGUUCGUCAAGCGAAAGGGUCUAGCCUACGGUGUCAUGUGGGCUGGGAAAUCUGCUGCUGGUGUAGGGAUACCCUUCGCUAUGGAUACCUGCCUACAAAAGUUUGGGCCCAGCGUUACCCUCCAGGCAUGGAGUGCCAUAACGGUCUUGUUGUCUGCCCCUCUCCUCUACUUCCUCAAGCCCAGGAUCCCACUGUCACAAUCUGCCACCAUUCGGCGCAUCAGUCUUAGCUUUAUCCAUCUUCCUGCUUUCUGGAUGCUUCAGAUCGGCAACGUACUUCAGUCCCUGGGUUACUUCCUUCCAUACGCAUACCUCUCCACCUAUGCGGUCCAGCAACUCCACGUCUCCACCACUAUGGCCACCACACUCCUUGUGCUGAUCAAUGUUACUUCUAUCCCUGGCGGUAUCAUCAUAGGUGGCCUUGGGGAUCAUCUCCACAUCACGACUACGAUACUGAUCUCGACACUUGGCUCUGCGUUAGCUGUGUUUCUGUUCUGGGGCUUCUCUAGCCAGACUUCGCUGCUGGCUGUCUUUAGCAUUACGUACGGCUUCUUUGCUGGAGGCUUCAGCUCAACCUGGCCUGGAGUUCUUCAGGAACUGAAGUCCCAGAGUCAUGCGUUAGAUACGGGGUUCAUUUUUGGACUACUGGCUGGUGGGAGAGGGAUCGGGAACGUCAUCAGUGGACCGCUGAGUGUCGCGCUAGUUACCAGCGAUGAAUGGAUGCAUGAUGGGAAGAGCUGGGGAUAUAAUGGUCAGUACGGCGGUAUAAUUCUGUUCACCGGAGUGACGGCAUUAUUAGGUGGAUGGGGCGCAUUAGGGAGAGUGAGGCAGGUCAGCUGGAACUGAUUGAUAAGGCUCGGGUUGACUACAAGUGGGUUGAGCACCCCAGUGCAAUAUACACACGUUUCUUCAUGUCUGGAAUUGAUGAUGUCUUGUGUUUUGCGAAGUGAAGUGCGUGUAAGCCAGACCCUGAG